Messenger RNA from Fonsecaea pedrosoi CBS 271.37, 1587 nucleotides. RefSeq lists its product as uncharacterized. Lineage: Eukaryota; Fungi; Ascomycota; Eurotiomycetes; Chaetothyriales; Herpotrichiellaceae. The transcript has 2 exons. The coding region runs from base 1 to 1587 and encodes 528 amino acids. The record is from RefSeq and is a predicted model, not a curated record.
AUGGAGCUUAACCUAUUCGCACAUGAGGCUCUGCAGCUGACGGUAGAGGGUCUCGGUGAUGCAAUGUUUAUCAACCUCAGAGACCCAGAGAAUGAAAGUGCCGAACUUCUGGCACAUUUGCAAAAACUGUACCAUCAACGCGUCGAAAGAGAUCAGGCUCGGUCUUCAUACGGAGCCGAACCCUACUCCCGCUCCAGCUCGUUCUCUGCCACCCCUGUGAUUGACGAAGAAGAAGACAGUCGGGAGUGCUGGCGAGUCGAACAGGAAUCCUACAAAGAGCUGGUGGCAGAUGGUGGCCGGCCAUCUCAUCCACUUAGCUUUGGAAUUGACGAACCGAAAGAACCGGGGGAGUACAAGGACAUUAUUUGGUUUUGGCGCUGUACUUGUGGGUAUUCAUGCGCAUACACCGGUCAGCGAAACAGAUGGAAACAGUUCCGACAGUUUCAAGAUCAGAUGCGGAGAUUUUACGUGCCGCGAAACAGAUUCCAAGAGUAUAAAAACACCAUCCAAAGAAGUCAGGCAGAAAUAGCACACCAAUGGGACCUUCGAGUGCUUGAAGACCGACACCGACAAGAUCGACUGGAGGACUGGAAUGAAUUCCGAGCCUUCUAUUUCCGAAAGCUCAAGCAGGCCGAGAGGCGAAUUGAGCCCGCAAAGCAGGAACUGGCACUGGAUGAGAAAGCGUGGGCAGAUGGUCGAAUACGAUUCUACGAUGCUAUCGCCGAUAGCGACGUCGUAUAUGGCCGGCUAAAUGAUAUUAUCGCGUCGGAACACGAGAUUGCUAAAGCGAAGUCGAGAGUGGAAUCAGCCGAGAAGGCAUCGCAGGCAGCAUUGAGCAGGUCAGACACGAGAGCGGUGGAGAUAGCGGAACAGGAACUCUUCGCAGCCAAGGCGGAAUUGGAAGCGGUUUCUGGGUCUGACGAAUUGAGGAGACUCCGUGAUGGCUACGAUCUCAUAAUACUCGAAAGAAGAGUUCGAAUUGCGCAAGGUCACCUCAGGGGGCUUGAACUGGAUGUCAAAAUGUGGACCACAUAUGUAAAGUGGAUCGACGAUCAAUAUCUAGCUAUCGCUGCUGAAUGCGGACAUCCUGUCAACAAUGGGAACCCUUCAUUGGGCGAAUCUUUGUGGAAUGCCAGAGAUGAGGAGACGCGAAACCUGCGUCCUCGACCACAUCGGCGUGAUCCUGCUCGAUCAAAGUCUGUCCUCGGUUCGAAUCACUCGUCCAGGAUAUCCAAACCCGACAAGACAAAGCCGAGUCGACGACACAAUACACAGUCAUCGUGUUCUAGCGACCCAGAGCCGAGUAUGAUUCAGAGUGCUGUGGGGGACGCGCAGCCACCGCGUCGAAGCACCCGACUACAGAAUCUCCACGCCAAAAAGGCCGCUCAAGUUCCCGGGAAGAGCAUUCUUGGUCCUGUAAGUCCGUCCAGGGUGACCAAAGUCAAAUUGGUGCCAAACACAAAGAAACGGGAUAUCAGUUCAGGACGACGACCUAGACAACGUGAACAGCCAGCCACCAAUAAGGCCCACACGAAACCCAAGUGCCUCGAGCAAAAUAACGACGUCCGCAGAUCCCGUCCGCGAUGA